AUGGCUGCCUGCACGGCCCACAAGAAAUCGCGUUCUCUGAGCCUGCGCGUUGAUACACGGCCCUCGCCACUCCCGUGCACCGAGCCCUACACGCCUUCUCAGAGCGAGCGCCUUCUACGCGACAUCGCCUCCCGCGACCGUGCGGCACAAUCUCCGCGCAUGCGCGCACGCGAGGAAAUUCAGAGGGACCAGUCUCGGUCGCCAUUUGAGGCGCGCGACAGUGCCGCCGGCAGCUAUCUCUUUUGCACGUCCCUCGCCCCGCCGGCCACAAUAUCCGACGCCGACAGCAGGGCAAGCAGCAGCACAAGACGCCCAAGCAGUCGCGCGCGUACGUAUCGGUCGGGCAGCGAGAGUACGGCCUCGCUUGGUCCUCGGACACAGGAUGGCAUCGACAUCCGCGCCCGGCUCGAGCGCAUGCUGCUCGAGGACUGCUGUGGGCCCGAGGACCGCCCGCAGUGCUCCCGGUCGCGCCCCUCGACGCCGCGCGUCCCGCAGGUCAUUGGCAGGCCGCUGACCCCGGACGUGUCGGCCACCACGUUCUCGACGCGCGGCGGCGCGUAUCUCUAUAACACGGAGCGCCCGUCGCGCGUCAACACCCCCACGCCCGAUCGGUACCGGCCGCUGCAGCAGCACUCCCUUCCACUUCCAGUUAGGCAGUCUGUCGCGGCGCCUGCUCCCCGCCGGUUCACCACGGGCUCGCGUCGCCUCCCGGAUCACUGCCCCACGUCACCUCUUGCUCAUGCCACUUUCGCCAGUCCUAUCCCGGACGCAGAUGAGCACGGCUACAUGAUGUAUGCGUCCCCACCGGGCUCGACUCCACCCUCAGUCGCUUCCUCAAAGCACUCCACCCCUGCGUCGUCGGCGGUGCAGACGCCGCAUUCGUCCACAUCAUCUCUCGAGCAGGAUCCGGCAUCAGUUCACCGGGAGCCAUCUGUCGAGCGGCUGCCGAAGCGCGGGCUGUACGAGAGCGCGCGCAGGCGGCCCGGCUUUGACGCCGACGAGGCCUCGCGGCGGCUCGCCUCCGUCGAAGGCUAUGUCAGCUUCCAGAGCGUCGAGGGCCUGGGCGCGCCGCCGGACUGUGCGAACGAGGAGCAGGAGGAGGAGAGCUCCAAGCGCAUGAUCCAAGCACAACCGUGGCGAUGGCUAUGGUAG
This is a messenger RNA of Schizophyllum commune H4-8, 1152 nucleotides long. RefSeq lists its product as uncharacterized. The coding region runs from base 1 to 1152 and encodes 383 amino acids. The transcript is spliced from 2 exons. NCBI's taxonomy places the organism in Eukaryota, Fungi, Basidiomycota, Agaricomycetes, Agaricales, Schizophyllaceae. The record is from RefSeq and is a predicted model, not a curated record.